GUUACAGAUCAGUACACUGAAGCGCUGAGUCUCGCGAGACCUCCUGCAGGAAGCGCGUGCAGUGUUUACAGCGUGCAGCUGAAAGCAUGGCGGCGCAGUUGAAGGAGAGGCUGAAAGACGCAGUGAAGAUUUUAGGAUGUGGCAGUGCUCUGUUCCUGGGUUAUCUUACUGCGUCUGGGGACGAGCGGUUCUACGCCAGCACCCUCAUGCCCGUCAUGCAGAAGCUGGUGGGAGCGGAGAUGGCUCAUGUGAUGGCUGUGCGCCUCCUCAGUCUCGGACUGGUGCCUAGAAACCGCUAUCAGGACCCUGCUUCCCUGGAGGUGACUGUAAUGGGUCAAAGAUUCAGAAACCCGGUCGGGAUGGCGGCAGGCUUUGAUAAGCACGGAGAGGCAGUGGACACUCUGUACCAGCUGGGCUUCGGGUUUGUGGAGGUGGGCACGGUCACCCCUAAACCCCAGGAGGGAAAUCCCAAGCCCCGUGUGUUCAGACUCGAGGCUGACCAGGCAGUUAUUAACAGAUACGGGUUCAACAGCUGUGGCCUUUUAGCUGUUGAGGAGAGAUUAAAAACCAGAGCAGGCACUCAGCUGGAACUCGCACGAGCAGGCAGACCGCUCGGCAUCAACCUCGGAAAGAACAAGCUGUCCACCGAUGCCGUGGCCGAUUACCUGGAGGGCGUGCGCACACUCGGCCCACUCGCCGACUACCUGGUGAUAAACGUCAGCAGCCCCAACACUCCUGGCCUCCGAGACCUGCAGGGCAAGAAGGAACUGCGCCAUCUUCUGGCGAAGGUACUGAAAGAGCGCGACUCUCUCCAAGGGAAGAACCGGCCGCCAGUGCUGGUGAAGAUUGCCCCUGAUCUCUCUCAACAGGACAAGCAGGACAUCGCUGAGGUCAUCACAGAGCUUGGUGUGGAUGGGUUAAUAGUCUCCAACACUACAGUGUCCAGACCAGAGACCCUGCAGGACCCCAAAAAGAAUGAGAUUGGAGGACUCAGUGGUCAGCCUCUGAAGGACAUGUCAACCCGCAUGGUGCGGGAGAUGUACACUUUAACUAAAGGGAAGGUACCUAUUAUUGGAGUGGGUGGAAUAGCCUGUGGUCAGGAUGCCCUGGAUAAGAUCCGUGCUGGAGCUUCUCUGGUUCAGCUCUACACAGCUCUGGUGUACCAGGGUCCCCCAGUCGUCACCAAGAUCAAGAGGGAGCUUGAUGAGCUCUUAAUAGCACAAGGAUUCACUAAUGUGUCCGAAGCCGUGGGUGCUGAUUUUAGGACCUCUGGAGGUGUGGUGACAGUGGUGAGCUCUCCUGAGAAGAUCAGCGCUCAUCAAGACUCCAAAUCUCCAGCAGUGGCAGUGAGCUAGGCCAUAGAGCACCUCGUGCCUGCUGCCUGAUAUCCUAUCCUGUAUGACUUGAACCCUGUAGACCCUGGCCUGGGCGACAGCAGAGUGAAUCAGAAUUGUUUUUCUCCUUUAGGUGGUCAGAUGUGUCAGUUUAGAUGCACUGCUGAAUCUGCUCUAAAUCAGAUCUGAAAACCUUUAGGUGGAGGCAAUUGAUCGCUGCACGGAUUUCAAGGAAAACAUCAGCUUUAUAUCUGACACAGGGAGGAAAAAUGUUUUGAUUUGAUGUGACUGCCUGUCCAAACAAAGCCUCCCUGUGAGCUGAAGUAGCAGGGAUGAGGAACCGCAGCAGAACAUACAGAGAUGAGGAUCGACAGAAUAAAGAGACUGCUUCAUGAAAGAGGGACCAAAUUAUUGUAGCAGUGUUGUGCUGUGCCUUGUCUGUUAAUAGAUUAUAACAUUUAUUAGUGAAUGAGUGAUAAGUCUUUCUGUUUUUGCUGUUUGGGUUGUCACCAUCACAAACAGUAUUUAAAUGGUUAUUAAAAUAUAUGAGAAGCA
This is a messenger RNA of Astyanax mexicanus (Mexican tetra), 1889 nucleotides long. It is a transcript of the gene dhodh, whose product is annotated as dihydroorotate dehydrogenase. The coding region runs from base 87 to 1355 and encodes 422 amino acids. NCBI's taxonomy places the organism in Eukaryota, Metazoa, Chordata, Actinopteri, Characiformes, Acestrorhamphidae. Gene Ontology annotation, biological process: pyrimidine ribonucleotide biosynthetic process; 'de novo' pyrimidine nucleobase biosynthetic process. Gene Ontology annotation, cellular component: cytoplasm; mitochondrial inner membrane. The transcript is spliced from 9 exons. The record is from RefSeq and is a predicted model, not a curated record. Gene Ontology annotation, molecular function: dihydroorotate dehydrogenase activity.